GCCAGUAUGAGAGUAUGAAUAAUGCCAAUAUAAUAACUCAAUUAAUUCACAUAUUAAAACUAAAUUCACAAAUUAUAAUAUUAAAUUAAUACCUUAUAAUAUAAAAUUCGCGUUGAAUUCAUACGUAAUCCCGAACACCCCAAUAUUCAAAAGAAAAAGAAUGGCAGAGUUCCUAACAACUCCCAUGGAAGCUUUCUCCUCUAAAACCCACGAAAACGUGCAAUCACAACCCUUUAAUGGAGUUCUUCAUAUUCAGAAUCAAUCUAUCGUAUAUAAUUUAUGCCUCUUUCGUCUUCGCAAUAUUAGUUUAAAAUCGGAGAUCGUGCAAAUGGCCGGCAUAUGUUUCCUAAACAAUUAAGUUCCAUCACUAUCAAUGCCAGAUCUAUCCAGGGUUUUGCUCCAUGACUUCACCUAAAUCACUACACGAACACGUAGAAGAAGAAGAAGGAGAAGAAAUAUAUUUAUGUUCCUUAUUCAACAUGCGACAACAUCGCCGGGAAUAUCUCGGAACGCGGUUUCGCACCUCCUUCUUCAGUGACUGGUGUGUUUUUCUUCUUUCGUCACCAACAAUUACGAGUUUCUUCUUUUUUCAGAUAUUUUUUUUAUACAAAAAACCUGAGAGAUCUCUACAGCUCAUUGAAAAUCUCUCUUUGCCUUCGUCAAAUUUAAUUUAUAGUUUCAGUAUAAGACUGUCGUACGUCAUCAAUAUGCAAGUUGAUUGUGUUGUUAUCAUUGAAAUCUGUAGUUAACCUCUUUCAGUUUCAAAAUCGUUAACACAUAUUUGUAACUACAUUUUAAUCAUAUACAGAGUAUUGGAAUAUAAAUCAUUUGGAAAAUUAAGAACUAAAUCGAUCAAAUGUUGCAAUGAGAAAUUCAUUUGGUAGAUAAUCUGAGUUUUAUCGGUUUUUAUCUAACAAUUAGCCAAAUGUAGGAAGAUUUUGAUCAUUGCUUCAGGAAUUUAAGAUGACAAUAAGUGUAAUCUAGUAGCUACACAUUUGUCUUCAUAUCUCUUCUGUGUCUUGAAAUGAAGAAUGAAGUUUUUAGAUAAACAAUUGACGAUUAUCCCCUUCUCAAUUCUCAAUGAUGCCCCUUCUGACACGUAUCCCUGUCAGCAUGUUGAUUAAUCUGAUUCAAACCCUAUGAAAGGUCACGUUAGCUGUAUUAGCACCUAAACAAACAUUCUAAUGAUUGUUUAUGACAUAAUCAAAUUCUUCUAUUUUAAUAUGAAUAUAAUAUGGUGAUUAAACAAACUAAACCAAUCAACUGACACAUAACCCAUCCAUAAAUAGCUUCUCUUGACACUUGUGAUUUGACAGAUAACUCCAAACAUUUAUUCUUUCAUUUCUAUUUCUAUUUUCAACUAUACAAAAAAAAAAAAAAUGGAAUCUGUGUCUACUCUUUUGGAAGGAGAAAGGAACUACUUUAGUGGAACAUAUGUUAGUGAAGAAGCUGAUUUCAUGGCACAAUUACUUGGUAACUUUUCAACUAAAUCACCUAAAACUUCCACCUUUGAAGAUUCUUCUUCCUCUUCUUCUGCAUUUUGGUCACAAUCACACCAUGAAUCCACCAUGAAAGAUGAUUACGAAGCUUCAAUAUCCAUUUCAGACAAUGCAAACACCAAUAGUCUUCUUUUUCCCACUUCAAGCGGGGAAAGCUACCUCUCAAUCUCCUCUUCAGGUGGCAACAACAAAAGGGGUAUUUCCGUCAUUCCUUUUUUCUCAAAAAUGGAAGGAGAGGAAGCAACUGAGUUUGAUAACAUGACACCAAGUUCUAGGAAACGCUCUUAUAGCUUCGAUGAUGUUCAAAUGGGUUGGAAGAAGACAAAGUUUACAAGCAUGAAUGACUCAGAUGAUGACUCGAAUAGAUUGCAAGAUUUAAGCCCAAGACCACAAGGGGUUCCAAUGGCGAAUUCAAGUGGCAAGAAAAGAGCAAGUAAUGGCUCAGCAACCGAUAGUCAAAGUGUCUACGCAAAGAAAAGAAGAGAGAGAAUCAAUGAAAGGUUGAGAAUAUUACAGAGUCUUGUUCCUAAUGGUACAAAGGUUGACAUAAGCACGAUGCUUGAGGAAGCUGUUCAAUAUGUUAAAUUUUUGCAACUCCAAAUCAAGCUUUUGAGCUCUGAUGAUCUAUGGAUGUAUGCUCCUCUUGCGUACAAUGGUAUGGACAUUGGACUUGAUAUAACUCUUCCUUCACCAAGAUAAUACAUGAUUCCAUGAUUCUAUAUUUUGCUUUUUUUUUAUUCAAUUUUUUGAGUCCAUAACAAGAUAUAUGCUUCUAUGUUCAACCUUCAUGGUUUUUUUUUUCAUGAACAUGGUGUCUUAAAUGUUUAUGGACAUGAGCUUUUUCUUUAAUUAGUUUUUGUAUGAAAAAAUGUUUGCUAAUUUGUUGCAAACAGAGUGUUGAACAUUUCUUGAUAAAGGCAAUAUUGUCAAUUUGUUCUUCUCAAUUCUCAUGUUGUUUUACUUGGUAUUUUUAACAUUUUUUGAUAAACGAGGAACAAACAACUAGGGCUCACAUUUGAUCUCUGUCAUAUGUGCAAAAGACAUGAAUGCCCUUGUCAUCCUUAUCAUUGAAAAUAGCCCUAAGUGUCUAAAUCUAAUUCAAAUUGGACACAGACCAAGUUUUCUACAGUUCUACACUAGUCUAUAUAAAGAUGUGUGUAAACUCUUCAAGGGAUAAUUAUGUCUUUUCACGCAUGAUUCUCGUUUACAUGA
This is a messenger RNA of Lactuca sativa (garden lettuce), 2711 nucleotides long. NCBI's taxonomy places the organism in Eukaryota, Viridiplantae, Streptophyta, Magnoliopsida, Asterales, Asteraceae. The record is from RefSeq and is a predicted model, not a curated record.